GAUAAUUUUUAUUUUGCUGACGAGAUUGAAACGAGAUCCGAAAAUAAAAACAGUCGAAGCAGGUUCUUCCUAUCGUAAAAGUCCCGGUCAAUGGUUUGUGUGUGCUUGCGUUAUAAUGAACGAAAGGGGGUGAAAAACAACUAACAUGGACACUCCACAACCACAUGGGUUUGUGGAGGAGAUCAAGUUUCACGAACUUCAGUGUCAUGAGGUUGUUGGAAAAGGUGCUUUUGGAGUUGUAAGUCGCGCUAAAUGGCGAGGGAAGGAAGUUGCUGUCAAAUUGAUUGAGACAGAGUCGGAGAGAAAGGCGUUUGCUACAGAGCUGAAACAGCUGUCACGAGUUGGUCACCCAAACAUUGUUAGGCUGUAUGGAGCAUGCAAGGAACCCCCAACAGUGUGCCUUGUUAUGGAAUAUGCAGAGGGUGGAUCUUUGUACAAUGUGUUGCAUGGAGCGGGUCCACAGCCCACGUACACAGCUGCCCAUGCAAUGAGCUGGGCUCUGCAGUGUGCAAAGGGGGUGGAAUAUCUUCAUGGAAUGAAACCAAAAGCUCUCAUACACAGGGAUUUAAAGCCCCCAAACCUGUUGUUGAUCAUGGGAGGGACAGUUCUAAAAAUCUGUGAUUUUGGAACAGCCUGUGACAUACAGACACACAUGACAAACAACAAAGGAAGUGCAGCCUGGAUGGCUCCUGAAGUCUUUGAAGGCAGUAAUUACAGUGAAAAGUGUGAUGUCUUCAGCUGGGGGAUCAUUUUCUGGGAAGUCAUUACCAGGAGGAAGCCAUUUGAUGAAAUAGGUGGCCCUGCCUUCAGGAUCAUGUGGGCUGUUCACAAUGGUACCAGACCACCCCUUAUAAGGAAUCUUCCCAAACCUCUCGAGAUUCUAAUGACCAGAUGUUGGCAUGGAAACCCAGCUGAGAGACCCGCUAUGGCUGAAGUCUGCAGAAUUAUGAUGUACAUGUUUCAGUUUUUCAGUGGAGCAGAAAAACCUCUGGAGUAUCCGCCCUGCAGUGAGUCCUCUGAUUCACCAGACUGGACAUUCAGCUCUCGUCGUAACAGUAUGGCCUUCAGUUCACCUCCCUCUACAUACAACACGUCUGCUCCUGCGUCAGAAUCUCGAUCUGACACCCUGAUCAACCCAGAUCCUUACUCUCAGGGAGACCCCCCUCCUAUCCCACCCAGAGGAAAUCCACCACCAGUGGUUGAGUAUCUAAAUGAUGUGAGUAGAGGUCAGAUGAGUGCGCCGGCUUCCUUAGCAGCGAGCCGAGAGAGUUUAGCCGAAGGUCAUGGAAGGGCUGGCACGCCUGUUGAACAGUAUAAGCGUUACUCUGCAGACCUGACUCGCCUCAGCGAGGGGGAUAUACUUACUCAAGGAAGUAAUGGAAGUGGCAGCAGUACAGGGUCUCACAAAGGACAUCGUAGAACGGGAUCACAUGGUACAUACAUAUUGUUCUCUGGUGGGAACCCCAUGCAUAACAUGCCAUUGACAGGGCGAACUCACAGGCGCGGAGGAUCAGAUGAGGUGACUCAGAUCAGACUAGGAAUGUCCAGCUCUCCCGUGUUUGUCAAUGUCAACCCUUCCCAUCAGCCCUUUGUUGGCUCCCCUAGCAACAACAUUCCCCACGUCAACACCUAUCCUGGAUCACUGCAUUCCCCUAACCAUGAAAACACAGUUCCCCAACGUUCCUUCUCCCACACUCCACCAGAGUCAGAGCGCAUUACCAACGUGGGGCCCCGACAUCAGUCCUGGACACCGGAGAUGGGCAUCCUUCCGCUCUUGCCUAGUAAUGACCGGCAGCCGUCAAAUGCUACAGCAAAUGACCUUCAACAGACCACAGGUACUGGUCUGUCCAACACAGAUGCUUUUGCAAUGAGUCUGGUUCUUCAGUCCUUGGAUCAUCAACUUCAGCCGUUGGCACCAUGCCCUACCAGUGUAGAAUCAAUGGAGAUAUUUCAGCAGCACUGCAAGUUGGCAGAAGAAUACUUGAAAGUGCAAACUGAACUGUCCCUGCUGGUGCAAAGGAAGAAUGAUUUGAUAAAAGAAUUUGAACAGGACGAACACAAUCAGAUGUGUAGUACUCGGUUGGCAGAAGAAUUCAAGCAACUACGCGAGGAAAACGAAAGCUUAACGAUGCUACACAAAAAUUUGAAUCAACAGGUGGAUCAAAUAAGAGUUGAACAACAGAAAAGGCGCUGAUAAAACUAAGAAAGUUAGUUCUCAACAAGUGUGUUGAAAAUUUGGGAGUGCUGGAAUUCGAAUUCAUCCGCAGAAAUCGUCUUAUGCUUGAUGACGUUGCAUGUUUUGUGACAGCGGAGCAGAUUUGCAAGUUUCCAUCUCUUUUGUUUGGUGUAUUGAAAUUUUUAUCGAUUGUUCGAUUCUUUGGUACUGUAAUGCAUUUACAGAUAAUUAAAUCUUAUUUCGAACGAAUCUAAUCCGUUGCUUUCUGUUGUAUGUAACGCCCUUUAUUUUUAUUUUUAUUUUUUGUGAUUUUUUUAAAAUUAGAGAUUUUAGAAAUCUUUCGUGUAAUGAAAUAACUGUAGUACAGAUCUAUGCACGACACAGGGCACGAUACAUGGUCAGUAUGUGAAUUGUGUUAUUAGUAGAAAUACGUCGCCUGUUGUACAAUUUGUUUAAGUAUAACACGCCUGGAGUACUGACGACACUAUUUUUUUUAAAUGUUACAACUAUACAUACAUUUUUAAAAAAAAAAUUGUAAACAUGUUGUUUUAACAUGCAAAAUACAAAAAUUGUCAUUGAAGAAAUUCAGUGUCAUAUAUGUGCAAUGAAAUGUAGUUAUGUUUAAUAAAUUUUUACGAUAUGAUAUUGUUGUGUAUCGUAUUUUGAGACAUUGAAAAUUAUGUAUUAACGUUGAAAUUUUAUGAUAAGUCUUAGAAUGAAUCUAGAAUCAUGUGAUAAAUGCAUUUAAAAAUU
Ostrea edulis (European flat oyster) is the source of this 2929-nucleotide messenger RNA. RefSeq names its product mitogen-activated protein kinase kinase kinase 7-like. Gene Ontology annotation, molecular function: magnesium ion binding; MAP kinase kinase kinase activity; ATP binding. Gene Ontology annotation, biological process: protein phosphorylation; JNK cascade; positive regulation of canonical NF-kappaB signal transduction. The transcript is spliced from 18 exons. The record is from RefSeq and is a predicted model, not a curated record. NCBI's taxonomy places the organism in Eukaryota, Metazoa, Mollusca, Bivalvia, Ostreida, Ostreidae. The coding region runs from base 146 to 2194 and encodes 682 amino acids.